UAUGGAAUCGAGCCCAGCUAGCCCCCACAAAGACACCGGGCACCAAAGAAUCGCACCUCGGACGCUCGGAUACUCAUCCUCAAAUGGCGGAGUGUCGCCCAGCGCACUCACACCUGUCACCUGCCAAGCGCCGGGCCAGCCCCCUCUCUCCCUCCCUCCCUCCCUCCCUCCCUUCCGCAGCCAGGCGAGCCCGCUGGCAGCUCCCGCCCCUCCACGGGCCGCCGCAGCCGUCCGAUCCCUCCCCGCGCCGGGAAGCUCCAGCGGCUCGCGAAGGAAAAUAAGUUUCCAUCUCUCGCUGGACGUCCCGCUGCGCGACGGCUUCCCGUGCCUUCGCUGCUUUCCCACCCCGCCCCAGCACGCCGGGAUGAGCGGGGUGCCGGGGCUGCUCCCUCCCCGCGCCCAGGCCUUCCCUGCCUUCUUCACCCUGGCACAGCGCGGGGCGGCUGCGGGAGAGCCGGACCCCCCGCCCCCGCGCCUCUCCCCGCAGCCCCCCGGGAAUGGGACCACAAAACCAGCCCAGGAAGCCGCCGCCGGGCCCGUCCGGCGGGGUCAGCCUUACCCCGCUGCCGCUUCUCCUCCUCCUCCUCCGUCUCCUCCUCCUCCGCCGCCUCCCCCACCACCACGGCGGCAGCCGCCGCCACUACCGCCGCUGCUGCCGCCACCAGCGCCGCCGCCUCCGCCCGGCAGGGGGGACCCCGCCGACCCGGCCCGCUCCGCAGCCUCCCGCCGCCGCCGUUCCGCUCCGGGGGGUGAGGAGGGGGCGGAGGAGGAGGAAGAGGAGGGAGAAAGGAGGGCAGGGGGGUCCGUGCUGCCGCGCGGGCGGCGGGGCGGGCCGGUGUGCGGGUGCGUGUGCGUGCGUGCGCGUGCGUGGGUGCGUGUGCGGGUGCGUGCGGUGGCUGUGGCGGCGCCGCUCCCGCUCCUCCGGAGCCGCCGCUGGGGCCGCGCGCCGCUCCCGGCCCCCUCCCCCCGCGCUCGCUGCGCUCCGAAUCAAAAUAGAGACACAAUAUGGCGGCGGCGGCCGCAGCAUCGCGAGACCCGGCCCGCGAGCGCUAACGGGGUGGCGGCGCGCGCCAAUGGGCGCCGGGGCGGGGCGGGGGAUGAGGGGGCGGGGCCUCCCCGGCACCGCCCUCAGGGUGGGGCCGCCCCCUCACCGCUCCCGGGACACCGGGAUACCGGGGGGCGCGGGCACCCGCCCCCCACCUCGGCCCCGCCUCGGCCCCGCCUCGCCACACCGGCUGCGGUCACCGCUUCGGUGGGCGGCGGUGGCGGAGUUGCUAAAACAGGGAUUUGCCAUAGGAAAGUCAAAGACCAUCUCUCACUGUGCCAUCACCAGUAUUUACUGCAACGCUUAAGCACUGGGAUCAUGUGAGUGAGCUGCACCGUCCCUUCCCCGUCCCUUCCCCCCUUUUCCAGACUCCUCGCACUGCAUCUACGUCUGAGCCCAUUGCUAAAGUUGCUCAUCUCUCCUCUACAGCAGCUAAGCUUGAGUCAUUUUUUAACACCUUUCCAAAAUCAAAGAACAACUAUUUAGGAAAUUAGUGUUUUGUACUGAAAUUCAGAAAUUAACUGUUUUCCUAUGUAUCCGAAACAUGAACUAAGCAGAUCUAUCUCAUAAUAAAUUCUGGGUGUAAUUCUUAUCAUGGUGUAAAUCAAAGCUCAGUCAUCAGUGAGCCACAGGAAUCAGAGCCUUGCUUCUUUCCCUGAAGAUUUUAGGUAUUAUCCAUUUUUUUUGCCAUAACAGGUAUGAGUUCAUGUUUUUUAAACCUUCAUCAGACUGUUUAUAUUAUUCACUGCUAGAAAAUGACAUUUUAAAUAGGAUUGGGGAAUUAUUCUAAGCAUAUGGUACACAAACUGUUUCUCCAAAGUACAGUCAAUUUUUUCAGCUUGGUACUGACAUUUCUGAUGCUGAAAUUUCCUUAGAAUGCUUUUUAGAGAAGGUAAGAGGACAAGUCCAGUUAAAACCAAUCCACAACAACUGGCACAAUUAUUUCUGAAAUUGAGUUUAAAAUUAGUUUUCCACAAUGGAAAAAGGUGGCAUUGGCAAUUUUAAAGACACUUUUCCUUGAAACAUUCAAUUGAUAAUUUAUUUUUUGUUCUUCUAAACAGGAGGACUGUCAGUCUUCAGGGUGAUAAAAACAGAGGUAGCAAUCACUGGCCCAGGACAGUCCUUGGAAGCUCCCAGUGGGAGGUUACAACCACAGCUUCUCCAGUAAAAACAAUUAUAAUUUAGAUAAAUAAAAUGACAAAGAAAUACAGAAACUCACCUUAUUUCACGUGAAACUUCAUGCAUUGUACUUCUGUUCUAUGUAGAAGUUGUCAGCUGUGUGCCAUGGUGCAAUAAUUUGACCAGCCUGCUGUAGAGAAGUGGACAAUGCUGGAUUCAGAAGUAAAUUCAAGGGCCACAUCUCAGCAUAAAGCCAAAGUUGUGAUGAAUGCAUAGCUUUGCUUAAAUGAAAGUGCUCAACACUUGUCUCUCCCAUUCCACUAUGAGGGCUUAUACUAUACAACAGCUAUUAAAAAAAACCCUUUUUUUGCAGUGUAGGAAUAAUCCAGAUAUUUGUGUUUGUUUGGAGGGAGUCUGUUGAAAACUGUAUUGUCAGUAUUCUAGUUUACCAUUUUUUCUUUCUGUUUUAAAUGUCGGUAUAGUUCUGGUUUAAAAAACAAACUGAACUCCAGUCAGUCUUCUUUAAUCAGAAACAUCAGCUCUAGGAGCUCCGAAUUUAAGAACAGUAUUAAAAUAACAAACAAGUAUAAUCAUUUAGGUAGACAAAAUGUUUUGUUAAAGAAAUGGGUUUCAGAACAAAUUAUUCAAAUACUAUAGUGAACUCCAAUUGCUUAAAUAGCUCAUGUGUGCAGUUACGAAAAGCUGUUGUGCUCUGAUGUUUUUCUUUCUAAUCCACAGUACACCAACAGCUCUGUUAUCACUGCUGAGACUCCCUGGUUUUCCAGGUUGUUUCUGUGCUAUCUUCAAGAUAGCACCAGCUUUUUCACCUCCUAACAGCUCAUCUAUUUAGGAGCAGAGCGUAAACAUGACAUUUGAGAUAAAGAUGUGAUUAAGAGGUGCCUUAGUAGUUCAUGAGUUCUAGCAGCUUCACAAGAUUUGGAAAAGGCCUCUGCUGAAGGAAAAUCCAUUGAGACAGACUACCCAAGCUUUUCAAUUUUAAAAGCAUAGUGAUCUGUGUUACAGUGAAGCAUUAUUGUAGACUAUGUAUUCAUCUGACAUGCAAAAAUAGUAUGUUUUUGGAGACUUGUUAAGAUAUUUUUUUAAUAUCUUAAAAAACCCACAUUCAUUUAUAUUGAUCAUGAGUGUCUUUGAAGAAUGUUUACACUUGAAGGAAAAUAUCUUAGCCUAGCCAGAGCAAUUCUGAAGUUUUCUCAAUAAUUGUUUUAGAACUGGGAGAGACUGCCAUAUUAAAUCAAUCUUUUGAGUAAGUUGGAAGAAGUGCAUCCUUGACAGCAUUAACAACUUACAGAUAUUUCAGUGCUCUCACUAGGAGAAUUAAAAAUGUAUGAAUAAAAGCUUAUACAUGAUUAUAUGACAUACAGUUGACUCAAUAUCUACUAGGAAGACAAAUUCAGUAUUAUUUAAUGCUACCAUACACCUUUUUUAGGAAACUAUUUUAUGAUAACUCAGUGACAUAAAAUAUAGAAAGCCGAGAGGCUUCACUAUACUUCAGUAUAAAUACAGAUUAUGUUUCUUCCCAAAUCCACUGUUUCCUAUGCUUUGUGGGAAAUUGAGUAGAAAGUAAUGAUAAAAAUUAAUUUCCACUUUUUUUUAGGAUUUAUAUAAUACCAGUAUAUAGUUGCUGCAUAUCUUUAGGGUCUUGAUCAGAAAACACAUUUAGUCUCUUGCUAAAGUCCAUCUUUAUUUGGGAUACCUUUCAAUCGCUUGCUUAAACUUUAUGCUGUGUUGAAACCUGAGAUGAAGAAUGGACUUAAGUGUUUCUGGACAGGUAUAACUUGCUGAUUUGAGACAGGAAACCUACCUUGAAGUCCAAACAAAUGACUUCCCUAUUCCAGAUACAAAUCAGGCACAAAUGUUUUCAUAGUAAAAACCCUUGCAGAAUGUCUUAAUAGCUCUUUCUGUUUCCAGCUACUGAUUUUAACCUCUUCUGUCUCGGUGACUUCAGCCAAAUACACAUUUUGUAAAUGUGAGAGUGAGGGUGCAAACUGCAAUAUACUUAAUCUUAUUAUAUAUGUUAACACAGAAGGUGCAAUAAUUAUAUUGUGUUUAAAUUUCCCCAAAUGUGCAGGAGGUUAUUGGUAAAUGGGCAAUAUAUUUUAAAAAAUAACCCAAAGUACUCUCUAAACCUAAAUGUUUCACACUAUUAGAUUUCUCCAUCUUCUUCUGGCCUUCUGCCCCAUCGCUGUGAUUACUUUAACUCCUCACCCAAUAAUAAAACUCUGAACAAAUCCUGUGCCUGCUAUUAAGUAAAAUUAAAAUUCAGUACAUAUUCUCUGCAUUCUUUCUUCUCUUCAGCUGCAGCACUUGACAACUUGCAUGGUACAAAUGAAACACACAAGGCCUUUAAGCCAUCUCAUAUUAAAAAAAAGAUAACUUGGAGCUUUCUAAUGCUAAUAUGUACUAGACAGAGUAAAUUUUGAAGAAGAGGCAUACUGAGUCCUCCGUUUCUGUGGAAAAUUCACUGGUCUAACAAAACAGAAUCAGCCAUAUGAGCUUAUAUACGCACUGUGCUGGCUUGUUUCCUUCUGGGUCUUAUACAAGCCCUUGUAAGGAGAAGACAGCUCAGAUUUCAGGUCUACUCUGUCCUAUGUCCAUUUGAGAUUGCCAGCAGAAACGAAAAUUGCAGGAAUACAUUUCACUGUGUAAUGAGUUGUGCUCCAGCUACUGUGUCAGAAUCAUCAAGUUCCUGUUCUACUUGUGUGACUUUCAGGUUCCAAGCUGAGCUAUGUUUCAGUCAUAAUCUCCCAUGGUUUUACCUUUCUGUGGGAAAAGAUCACUUGUAUGUACCCACAGUUAAAAAUGUCUCAGUAUCACAGAGCAAAACAGUAAGAAACAUUGAAAUUCCAACUCAUCAGAUCACUAGAAUUAAGAAAGGUCAUCUCUUUGACAAGGUAAAAUUCUUGAUACAACUGGGAAAACCAAUACAGAAAAUAAGGUGGCAUCACGGCUGUUUUCAGCUACUACAAUGUUAUUGUAGAGGUAGAAGAGGAAAUUGUGAGGCUUUGGUUAGAAGAUACAUGACAUACUUAUUUAAAGGAAUGCAUUGACGUCUAAAAAUUUUAGUGUUCAGUUGUUGGUACUUUUUUCUUCUCAAGCUCCUCUGAUAAAUAACAAAUUACCUUAAAACUCUGCAGAACUCUGUUCUUCCAUCAGGAGGGCACCCAUUCUGUGAAACACACACAGCCCUCCAGAUCAUAACCCAGAAACUAUAACCUCAGCUAAGCCAAACACAAAUUUGUACUUAGAUUUAGGCAUAGGAAAGUUCCGUUGGCUUUACUCACCCGCUUAAAAUUAAGCAUAUGUUUUAGCACUUUACUGGAUUAGGGCCCAUGUCAGCAAAAUAAAUUUCUUGGGAAGAAGUAAUAAAAACGUAGCUUGCAGUGAGGGACAGCAGAGCCAUUCACAGCUACAGAAGCUUUAAAACACUAGCUGGUAUUUAUAUAUUUAAAGAACAAAUCAGGCGUUAAACAAAACAUUUUAGAUAGCUAACUAAUUAGUCUCCUACAGAAGCACCUUCUUUUUUUUUUUAAUUUGAUGAAAAACAUUUUUUGCAUGCUUGCAUUCCCAAAAGCAAAUUAAUUUACACAUCAAGGAAAAAAGUGUUUAGCAAGCACAAGCUUCAAAAGCAAUUUUCCCACUGUUUAGUAACAGCCUGGCUGUUCUAGAUAUACCAUUACAUUCCCUGGAGAAGAGGAUAGACAGGGGGCCAAGCUUUUUAAACACAAAGUUUCAUUUCACAUAUGCACCUGAAUUUGCUCAUUCGAGUGUAUAUAAUUGCAUAUGUACAAUAAAUGUCAGUUAACUAA
Molecule: messenger RNA, 5991 nt
Organism: Pseudopipra pipra
Lineage: Eukaryota; Metazoa; Chordata; Aves; Passeriformes; Pipridae
Product: basic proline-rich protein-like
Exons: 2
Coding region: 2-1369 (455 amino acids)
Source: RefSeq, a predicted model, not a curated record